GUGUGUAACAUAUCCUCCUCCUGUUAUUAAAUGCCCAUUUUCUGUUACAUUCUUUUAAAUUUUAAUUAUAAGCUUAUAGCUUAGUGAUUUAAGCUUGGCUUGAUUGCUGUGGGUUAUAUAUAUAUGGCCAUGGUUCUCAGUAACACUAUGAUGAUGAUGAUGGACGACCUUGAUUUCUCCUGCUAUAGCACCACCACCACAACUACCACCACCCCCACGUCGAGUGCUGACAAUUGGAACGAGUGGUCAUCGGUGGUGGAUUGGGAUGAGCUAUCCUGCGACCAAAAGAACAUCAACUUUGAUUUCCCCCCUCACUCAUUUGAUUCCAUUAUGGAUGAAAAUGAAAGUAGCGUGCCUUUGUCGUGGCCCAUGGUCGUCCCGGAUGGCCGGAGCUCCGCUGUGUCCCCAGAAACGGUGAUGAUGGACAGUGAUGCAGAUGAUGAUGAGGAUGUUGAUGAUGUUGGGGGCGAAGACUUGAAAGGGUUGCGGCUGGUUCACCUGUUGAUGGCGGCGGCGGAGGCGCUCACCGGCGCCAACAAGAGCCGGGAACUGGCUCGAGUGAUAUUGGUACGGCUCAAACAGUUGGUGUCUCCCACCCAAGGUACGAACAUGGAGCGGCUAGCUGCUUAUUUCGCCGAGGCCCUACAGGGUCUGCUCGACGGCGGCGGAGCGCCGGCGCAUGGUAAGAACAUGUUCACCAACCACGGGCCUCCUUUUCACACCAAGGAUGAUCAUCACACGGAUGCGAUUGCUGCAUUUCAGUUGUUGCAAGACAUGUCCCCUUACGUCAAGUUUGGACACUUCACUGCCAACCAGGCUAUACUGGAAGCCGUGGCCCACGAUCGUCGGGUCCACAUUGUGGACUUUGAUAUUAUGGAAGGCAUCCAGUGGGCCUCCCUCAUGCAAUCCUUGGUCUCCCGAAAUAACGAUGGCCCGUCAACGCCGCAUCUUAGGAUCACCGCGGUGUCCAGGGGUACUGGGAACGGCCGCCGUUCAUUUGGAACUGUCCAAGAGACCGGCCGCCGGUUGACUGCUUUUGCUGCCUCCAUCGGUCAACCAUUCUCGUUCCAUCAGUGCAGGUUAGAUGCGGACGAGACUUUUCGGCCGUCCGCAUUGAAACUGGUAAGGGGCGAGGCCCUGAUAUUCAACUGUAUGCUACAUUUGCCCCAUUUUGCGUACCGCGCCUCCGAUUCAGUCGCAUCAUUCUUGUCGGGAGCAAAAACAUUAAAUCCGAGGCUAAUCACUUUAGUGGAAGAAGCAGCUGGACCUGUUGAGGACGAGGGGUUCGUUGGUAAAUUCAUGGACUCGUUACACCACUAUUCCGCUAUUUAUGAUUCGCUCGAAGCGGGGUUCCCGAUGCAAGAACGAGCAAGGGCAUUGGUGGAACGUGUUUUCUUAGGGCCCAAAAUAGCCGGGUCAGUUGCCCGAAUAUACCGGGCCCGUGGCGAGGAAGAGUCCAGUGGUGGUAGUUGGGGGGAGUGGUUGGGUGAGAUGGGGUUUCAGCCCAAUAGUAUAAGCUUUGCCAAUCACUGUCAAGCAAAGUUGCUGUUGGGACUUUUCAAUGAUGGCUAUAGGGUGGAGGAACUGGCCAAUAACAAGCUUGUUUUGGGAUGGAAAUCACGGCGCUUGCUUUCAGCUUCCGUUUGGACCUCUCCCGAUCAUGACUAGUAGUGAAAGAAGAAGAAAAAACAGAACAAAACAAAAUUAGAGGUUUGAUGUGUAAAUAUAUAAUAUUUUGGUUUUUAAUUUUAUUACUUUAGGGAGUUUGUACAAGUAUAUUAUGUGAAGGAAUUUAAUGGAGUUGUCUGGUUUUGUUGAACAUCCAACAUUGUAACAAAGUAAACCAUGAGGAGUUUAAUAUGCAUGCUUUUGUUCCAGC
Molecule: messenger RNA, 1879 nt
Organism: Oldenlandia corymbosa var. corymbosa
Lineage: Eukaryota; Viridiplantae; Streptophyta; Magnoliopsida; Gentianales; Rubiaceae
Source: the annotation of a GenBank genome assembly